AUGACCACUCCUCUCGUGGGCAACAUCACCACAAACUACGACCGGAGCCGUCGUAUGUCCGGUGCCUCUCCUGACAACCAGGCCACGGACUUCCCUUAUCUGGAUCGAACCAUGUCUUCGGGCGGUGGGGUCGUCGUCGACGAGAGCCAGAAUGUCAACCGGGAAAUCCAGCACCUUGCUCGUCAAUAUUCCCGCGUCUCGACCACCGCAGAGCCUAACUACCAUCCCUUUGAUGAAGCGAGCGUCGGCACCGAGAUUGAUCCCAACUCGGACAACUUCAAUGGCAGGGCCUGGACAAAGGCCAUGCUGAAGCUUCAGAAGCAGUCCGGCCAAAAUGUCGGUCGAACUGCCGGGUUUGCCUUUCGCAAUCUCUCAGCCUUCGGCUACACCAAGGGCAGUGACUUUCAGAAGACGGUCGACAAUUAUCCUCUGGCUCUGGUGGACAUGGCACGAGGCCUCUUCGGCCACAAGGGUCAACGCGUGGACAUUCUGCGAAAUUUCGAAGGGGUGGUGCAGCCGGGCGAAAUGCUCGUCGUCCUCGGCCCUCCUGGCUCCGGUUGUUCCACCUUCCUCAAGACGAUUACUGGCGAGACUCAUGGUUUCAACCUCAGUGAAGAUUCUUACAUCAACUAUCAGGGCAUUAGCUACAAGACAAUGCACAAUAACUUUAAAGGCGAAGCUAUCUACACCGCAGAGCAGGAUGUGCAUUUCCCCAUGCUAACCGUCGGCGACACUUUGCUCUUCGCGGCCCGAGCUCGCACGCCGCAGAACAUGAAGCUGCCCCCGGGCGUCACCAAGGCGAUGUACGCAGCUCACAUACGGGACGUGGUUAUGGCCGUCUUCGGUAUCAGACACACCAUUAAUACGAAGGUCGGCAAUGACUUCGUCAGAGGCGUCAGUGGUGGUGAAAGAAAGAGAGUGUCCAUUGCGGAAGCAACAUUGAGCAACGCCCCUCUCCAGUGUUGGGAUAACAGCACGCGAGGUCUUGAUUCAGCCAACGCCAUCGAGUUCUGCAAAACGCUUCGGACCUCGACAGACUUGAAUGAAACGACCGCGGCUGUAGCUAUCUACCAGUCGCCACAAAGUGCCUAUGACUAUUUCGACAAGGUUCUGGUUCUCUAUCAAGGGCGUCAGAUUUUUUUCGGUCGCACGACCGAAGCUCAGAAAUACUUUGAGGAUAUGGGCUUCGAAUGCGCCAAGCGCCAAACGGUCCCUGAUUUUCUUACCUCUAUGACCAACCCGAUUGAACGCCUUGUCAAGAAGGGAUACGAAUCGCGAGUACCGCGCACGCCAGACGACUUUGCUGAACGGUGGCAACAGAGCGAAGCACGACAGAAGAUGUUGCAGGAACUCGAUGCCUUCGAAAAGGCUAAUCCCAUUGGGGGACCCAACCUCCAAGCCUUCCAACAGUCCCGUCGGAUCCAACAGUCAAAAGCCCAACGGAAGUCUUCGCCAUACACCUUGUCGUAUGCAGGUCAAAUCAGAUUGUGCUUGUGGCGGGGUUUCAAGCGACUCAUGGAUGAUCCUGCCAUUACCCUCACUCAGCUUUUCGCCAACUGUAUCAAUGCUCUCGUGGUUUCUUCCUUGUUUUAUAACCUGCCGGCGGACACCGACUCACUCCGGUCUAGAAGCUCACUCAUCUUUUUCGCGGUAUUGCUCAACGCCUUUGGCAGCGCUCUGGAGAUUCUCACACUCUACGCACAGCGCCCGAUUGUUGAAAAGCACCAACGAUACGCACUUUACCACCCGUCCGCCGAGGCCGUCGCGUCCAUGCUCACAGACGUUCCUUCAAAGACUCUCAACGCCAUUGGCUUCAAUUUGAUUCUUUACUUUAUGACAAACCUUCGACGGACUCCUGGUGCCUUCUUUUUCUUCUUGUUCACCUCCUACAUCUUGACCUUCACCAUGAGCAUGUUGUUCCGCUUCAUUGCGUCGGUGUCGAGAUCUCUGGUGGAAGCCUUGGUUCCAACUGCUGUGUUAAUGAUCGCCAUUGUUGUGUACACUGGUUUCGUUAUUCCUGUGGACUACAUGCAUGGGUGGGCUCGAUGGAUGAACUACGUCAAUCCGACAGCAUAUGGGUUUGAAAGUCUGAUGGUGAAUGAAUUCCACAAUCGUGAAUACCCGUGUUCGACAUUCGUGCCUCCAGCGCCACAGUUUGGAAACGGCUCGACCACGUCUCAAAUUUGUACUGUUGUUGGAUCCGUGGCUGGCCGAACCUUUGUCGAUGGCGACAAUUACAUCAACAUCUCGUACAAAUACUUUGCGGGCCACAAAUGGCGGAACAUUGGCAUCUUGUUCGUGUUCAUGAUUGGACUUUGCGUUAUGUACUUGGUUGCGACCGAGACUGUAAGCGCCAAGAAGUCCAAGGGUGAAGUGCUUCUCUUCCGCCGUGGCCACAAACCAGCAUUCUUGAAACAACAGGCCUCUGACAUGGAAUCGGGUGGCUCCGAUCCGAACCUGGUUGCGCUCGAAAGGAGACAGACGAAAGACGAACAAUUGACACGACAAGUCAGCGCUGUGAUCCAGAAGCAGACUGCCAUCUUCCAGUGGAAGGAUGUCUGUUACGACAUCAAGAUCAAAGGCCAACCACGUCGGAUUCUCGAUCAUGUUGAUGGUUGGGUCAAGCCCGGAACCAUGACAGCUCUAAUGGGUGUUUCAGGUGCGGGCAAGACCACCUUGCUCGACUGUCUCGCAACACGUGUGACCAUGGGUGUUAUCACGGGCGAAAUGCUGGUCGAUGGAAGACAACGGGAUGAGUCCUUCCAGAGAAAGACAGGCUACGUGCAACAGCAGGACUUGCAUCUUGAAACCAGUACCGUACGCGAGGCAUUACGUUUCAGCGCCCUCUUGCGACAACCGAGAGACACGCCUCGGCAGGAAAAGAUUGACUACGUCGAAGAGGUGAUCAAAUUACUGGACAUGCAGGAGUAUGCUGACGCUGUGGUCGGCGUACCAGGUGAAGGUCUCAAUGUGGAACAGCGCAAGCGGUUGACGAUCGGAGUCGAACUUGCCGCUCGACCACAACUCCUUCUCUUCCUCGACGAACCGACAUCCGGUCUGGAUUCGCAGACUUCCUGGUCUAUUUUGAAUCUGCUCGAGAAGCUCACCAAAGCUGGCCAAGCUAUCCUAUGCACAAUUCACCAACCGUCCGCCAUUCUCUUUCAAAGAUUCGAUCGACUCCUGUUCCUUGCGGCCGGUGGCAAAACAGUGUACUUCGGUCCAGUUGGCAAGGACUCUGAUAUCCUGAUUGACUAUUUCCAAAGGAACGGCGCUCAUGAAUGUCCCCCAGGCGCUAAUCCUGCCGAAUAUAUGCUCGAGGCAAUUGGUGCAGCCCCCGGAUCUCAUUCCGAUAUCGAUUGGUUCCAAGUCUGGCGCAAUUCACCCGAAUAUCAAGAGGUGCACCGAGAAUUGGAAGAAAUGAAAAUCGAACGAUCUCAAAUGGUGGCUGUAACUUCGCCGAACAAAGCAGACUAUUUCGAAUUUGCCGCGCCGUUCACGGUGCAAUUCUGGGAAACACAGAAACGGGUUUUCGAGCAAUAUUGGCGAACCCCGGAGUAUGUCUACUCCAAGCUUCUACUAUGCUGCCUCACGGGUCUGUUUAUCGGCUUCUCGCUCUUCAAGGCUCCGAAUACCCAACAAGGGCUUCAAAACCAGCUCUUUGGCAUUUUCAUGCUGUUGGUCCUGUUCUCACAGCUCGUGCAACAAAUUAUGCCUCUCUUCGUCACACAGCGCAGUCUCUAUGAAGUGCGUGAGCGACCUUCAAAGUCCUACUCAUGGAAGGCCUUUAUGCUGUCGAACAUUCUCGUCGAACUUCCGUGGGCAACGUUGGGAGCAGUGAUUUUGUUCUUCUGCUGGUAUUAUCCCAUUGGGCUGUACCAAAACGCGACAUACACCAACUCUGUGGCCUCUCGUGGCGCCACGCAAUUCUUGUUCGUGCUGGAGUUUCUCCUGUUCAGCAGCACCUUCGCACAUAUGAUGAUUGCCGGGAUUGCAACAGCAGAGACCGCCUCCAACAUCGCAAACGUCCUAUUUUCGCUCUGUCUUCUGUUCAACGGCGUCUUGGUCGGUCCCAAGGCCAUGCCCGGAUUCUGGAUCUUCAUGUACCGAGUGAGCCCCUUUACGUAUCUUGUCGAAGGACUUCUCAGCACGGGAAUCGCCGACGCACCAGUUACCUGUGCCGCCAACGAGUACCUCCACCUCACCACGCCUGCCGGCCAAACAUGUGGCCAGUAUCUCGACCCUUUCAUCAGGGAAGCGGGCGGCUACCUCCUGAACUCGAACACGACAGAGUGCCAGUUCUGCACGGUCAACAGCACCAACACCUUUUUGAGCUUGGUGAGCAUCUCGUUUGCGCACAGAUGGCGAGAUUUCGGCAUCUUGUUUGUGUACAUCGCCUUCAACGUCUUCGCGGCCGUCGCCAUCUAUUGGCUGGCCCGUGUGCCCAAGGGCAAGAAGUACGCGGGCAAGGACGCCGACAAGAGUAAGGCGCUGGUGAAGACUCUGAGCAAUGCAAGCCAGGGACAACAACCACACGGCACCAGCGGGAACCACGAGAAGAGUCCUGCUGUGCUCGGCGGCGGUGCGUCGUCGGAGAAAGACCGCCGCACGACCCCGUCCACGGACGACUCGGACAUCGAGAGUGACCGGUCUAGUCAGGAAAAAGGCCCGUCGUACACGACCGAGAAGAAAGCCGAAGUUCAUGAGUCAGAGAAGCCGUCGACGCAGCCGAGCGAAGUCACCGCCAUGCCCUCGUCCGCCGGAAUCCCAAGAGAAGCAGAGGCCGCCGCCGCGACGGGGACGGCAGAGAGACCGGCCACGGAACGCUUCAUCACGGCGCCGGAGUUCUGA
This is a messenger RNA of Fonsecaea erecta, 4848 nucleotides long. RefSeq lists its product as hypothetical. Gene Ontology annotation, molecular function: ABC-type transporter activity; ATP binding; ATP hydrolysis activity. The transcript has 7 exons. Bases 1 to 4848 code for a protein of 1615 amino acids. Gene Ontology annotation, biological process: transmembrane transport. NCBI's taxonomy places the organism in Eukaryota, Fungi, Ascomycota, Eurotiomycetes, Chaetothyriales, Herpotrichiellaceae. Gene Ontology annotation, cellular component: membrane. The record is from RefSeq and is a predicted model, not a curated record.